Messenger RNA from Patella vulgata (common limpet), 7883 nucleotides. RefSeq names its product sodium- and chloride-dependent glycine transporter 1. The transcript is spliced from 15 exons. The record is from RefSeq and is a predicted model, not a curated record. Gene Ontology annotation, cellular component: membrane. Bases 146 to 2116 code for a protein of 656 amino acids. NCBI's taxonomy places the organism in Eukaryota, Metazoa, Mollusca, Gastropoda, Patellidae. Gene Ontology annotation, biological process: sodium ion transmembrane transport.
GGCCUAUAUACACUUAUUGCGUUGAAGAAUUAAUCUAAAUCUAAUUGGUGUAUCAUUAAACAUUUAUAUAGUUUCUGUGUCUGCUGAUAAACUAAACGAAUUAUUGGAUUCUUCUUGAUAUUAGGGUGUAAGAAGUGAAUGAAAAAUGGCAGAUGAUAAAAAUAAUGGAGCUGUGUAUCCAUCUCUAGUAGAUAAAGUAGAAGGACAAGUGUUGGAGAAGGAAUCGGAAACCAGCACCGAACGAGGAAAUUGGUCCAAUAAAUUAGAUUUUUUACUCUCUUGUCUUAGUUAUGCCGUAGGACUUGGAAAUGUUUGGAGGUUUCCAUAUUUGUGUUAUAGAAAUGGUGGAGGUGCUUUUUUGAUACCAUUCCUGGUGAUGUUGUUUAUAACUGGUAUACCAUUAGUAUUUUUAGAACUUUCUUUUGGACAGUUUGCAAGUCAAGGUGUAGUCUCUAUUUGGUCUAUUAGUCCAAUCUUUCAAGGUGUUGGUUGGGCAAUGUUUGUAGUAUCUGUACUUAUAGCAAUAUAUUAUAAUAUGAUCAUAGCUUGGACACUUUACUACCUCUUCGCUUCUUUUGCCAAAGUUCUUCCAUGGAGUUUCUGUGGUGCGUGGAGUACUGAAGCUUGCCUUGAGAAUCGAGAACACAUACAGAACUGUACUCUAUAUAAUGGAACAUUUUAUAAUAAUACAUGUUAUACUGUUGAUAUGGUUGGACAAGCUACUUUUAAUUACAUGCAGAAUUCCACUAAUAGUUCUUUAGCUAAAUCGAAGUCUCCGAGUGAUGAAUACUUCCAUGAAUAUGUAUUAGAUAUAACUGAAGGUGUUGAACAUAUGGGAGGUGUUAAAUGGGAAUUAGCUUUAUGUUUAUUAUUAGCCUGGGUUUUAGUCUGUAUAUGUCUGGCUAAUGGAAUUAAAACUUCAGGAAAGGCUGUAUAUUUCACUGCUUUCUUUCCUUACAUUGUAUUAACUAUCUUGUUAGUACGUGGUUUAACAUUGGAAGGUUCUCUUGAUGGUAUACGAUACUUCUUUACCCCAAAAUGGGAAAAGUUGGCUAGCGCUAAGGUAUGGGGAGAUGCUGCUGUACAGAUUUUUUUCUCACUAUCACCUGGAUGGGGAGGGUUGAUUACAUUAGCAAGUUUUAAUAAAUUCAACAAUAAUUGUUACAAAGAUGCUGUACUUGUAUCUAUAUUAGAUUGUGCUACUAGUGUGUUUGCUGGUAUGGUGAUAUUUUCUAUUAUUGGUUAUAUGGCUAAUGAGAUGAACCAAAAUAUUGAUGAAGUAGCUAGUGAAGGGGCUGGUUUGGCAUUCAUUAUAUAUCCUGAAGUUGUAACAAGAUUACCUAUAUCUCAACUGUGGGCUGUUCUAUUCUUUAUGAUGUUAGUAACCUUAGGACUAGGAACACAGAUUGCUACAGUAACAACUGUUCAUACAACACUAAUGGAUCGGUUCCCUACAGUAUUCAGUCAAGGAAAGCGAUCUGUCUGUUUAUUAAUUGGGAUAGCUUUUAUCUGUUAUCUGAUUGGUCUGUCUUUCUGUACCAGGGGUGGUAUGUACAUUCUUCAGCUGUUUGAUAAUUUUGCAGCCAGUUAUUCUUUGUUGAUAGUUUGUUUUACAGAAUGUGUUGCUAUAGCUUGGGUUUAUGGUGCUGAGAGAUUUUUAUCUGAUAUAGAAACGAUGUUGGGUAAACGACCACCAAAAAUCUGGGUCAUUAGCUGGAAAUUCAUUGCUCCAAUUGCUUUACUGGUUAUUCUUAUCUUCACUUGGAUUGACUUUAAACCAACUAAAUAUGGUGACCUGAUAUUUCCAGCUUGGGCUGAUGGUGUUGGUUGUCUAAUAACACUUGCUUCUGUAUUAUGUAUACCAAUCUUUGCUUUUAUUACAGUAUUCAAACAGUAUCGUAACUCUAACACUACUAUCAUUCAGGCCAUCAAAGUGUCAUUACGUCCAUCCGAGAAUUGGGGACCAGCACUGAAGAGUGAUAAGAUGGCUCGGGAGGCAGUUGGUGUUGGUGGUAAUCCAACAGAUACCUUCCAGUCUCAAAUUCCAUUAACAAUGGCAACUAAUAACGAAACAGAAUUUAAUGGAAUAAUGCCACCACCAACAACAAAAUGUUAAUAUAAUUAAAUGCAGAACUGAACAAUUCCAUCAUCAGCAUAAUAAAUUUGCCAUCAAUAAUGAACGAUUAUCUUCAGGGAUUGUUGUCUAUGUCUUCAGGAGUUAAAAGGUUUGUUUUGAAAGUAAUAUUUAAAUUGUCCGUCUGGUAAAAUCUGUCAUGAUAUUGUUAUGUUCUAGUUUACGGAUCAUUAGAAAUAGCAAUGAUAUCCUAAUGACAAUAAAUAGAACAAAACCUUACAUAUGGUAAACUUUUAGAACCAAUGUUUGAUUUGAUGAACAAACAGCUGUAUGUCUUGCAUUAGAUUUUGAAUCAGACUUGUUUUUAUUAUAGUAGAUUUCUACAGAAACCAAAGAUAUUUGUUCCACAUGUCCAUUGAUGUGUUCUCCACUUCUUUUUAUUGUCUGCCUUUCACUUGCAGCUUAAACCUUAGAAACAGAAAAUUUUCAAGCCAUAAUUAAAUUGAAUAUAUUGUUGUCCAUUCAAUACUGAAAACAAAAUUAUAGGAUUCUUCAACUAUUAUUAUUAUUGUAGCUAAAUGAAAAUAUACCAGUGCUUGUGCAUAUGAUAGACAACAGCUUUAACUGUUAUUAACAUACAGCUGUCUUCCUUUGCUGUUGGUGUACCAUUAUUCUAAUUGUACAUUUUUUAUUGAAAUGCUUGUGCAGGAAAGAGUAUCUGUUUAUUAAAGGGCCAAUCUCGAUUAUAUUUUGGAGAAUAAAACUGCUUAAUUUUGAGUGCAAAGCACUUAAAAACCUUUACAAGAGACUGUUAAAAUCGGGAUGGUCCCUUUAAGUUGUUUAAUGGUGUUGAGCAAGACGUUGUGUAAUGUAUUAAAUGAACACUCUGGCUGACGCCCUCGUAAAGUAUCCUUAUAUUUCUUAUUUAUAGCUUUAACUCUCAUCAUUAUAGGCUAUAGCUAUACCAGUGCUUGUACAUUGUAUAUAUAUAAUAAAUGUCAUAGUUCAAUCUGUCUAUUUUUAUAUUCAUUUAUUGUUUAUUUUGCGUUUAUUCAUAAUCGCUAAAAAAUACUUUAUUUUCAUAUAAAAGUUAACAGAUUUUAUUAUGAAUAUGUAUGAAAUAUUCCAAUAAAAGAUUGAGGCAUGUAAAUUAAUUGUUUGUUUAAAAAAUGUUUGGUUGCCUAGUGUGUGGUUUGAACUUGGCCUUAAGGGUUUGGGCUUCAUUUUUUUUGUUUUAUUUAAAUAUUUUAUUUAUCAAAAUUUAUUCAAACUCAAAUAUAAAUUAAACUUGACUAAGUCCAAAACUCUUAUGUAUGAAAUAAUUAAUUAGCUUUUAAAACAAUCUUUUCUAUUAUUAGAUAAUGAACAAUUGAAUACUUUGUAUGUUGAGUGGUGAAGUGUUUGUAUAUAUGCUAAUAAGUCUUCUAAACAUAUAUGUUUUCUCAAACUUAGUUAGGUCAUUUCAUGAAUCUUUUAAACUUAUUUUCAUCUGAAGUAUGAUAUUUGUAAGUAUGAUUAGUACUCUAGGGCAUGUACCACUGAGUAGAUUACCCACCCUUAGCCCAGUAACACCUUUACAGUAAAAUGUAUACCGGUAAAUUGUCCACAAAAAAGCUUAAAAAUUAGCUUGAAAGAAAUGCUUUUAGUGACAAAUAUAUUUUUUCUUGGUCUUAAUGCAGAAACUUAUUAUUAAGAACUGUUUUAUUUCUCAGGCAUGGAUAUGUACAGUAUAUUAAAAUUGUGAUAAGAUUUUGUUAAGUUGUAUGUUAGCCAUUGUAUAUAAUAAAAUGUAAACACAUUCGUUGUUAAUAAGAGCAAAAUUGUUUUGAAACUCAGACUUUUGUACUAAAUUAUAAGGGUUUGUCUGAAAGUGUGUUAAAUUUGUUAAUGUAUUAGGUUAGAUCAUAUUUGUGACAAGGUGUUGUUCUCAGUUAUGAUUGCCUUAAUUAAUGUGUUUUGUUCAAAACUGAGAUAAAUUUGGUUAUAUCAAUUUGUUAUUUUAAGUUAGCAUAGGUGUCAAGUUCUUUUUGGAUUAUUCUAAAUCUACCAUUAUAUUGUGUUAAAAUUUCAUUGUGUUCUAUCUCCUAAGGAAUGUGAAACUUUGUUCAAAUUUUUUAUAUCUUUGCUUACUGGAAAAGGUUUGAAUCUUACUUUUUUCAGCAUCAAAUUUAGUUAAUUACUGGUAUUCUCUUCUGCCCACUUAUGUUUCUUUUCACUCCUCAUUCAAAUUGAUAUAAAAUAAUUCAAAUAAUGCCAAAAAUUAUAUCCAUAGUAUGUCUGUUAGCUAUUAUUAAUUAUUAUAAUCUAAAAAAUAUGAAAUUCUUAUGGAAACAUUGGUUUUCAUUAGUAACACUCAUAUCCGUUUUUUUUUUUGUUGUUGUUUUUUUUGCAAGUUACUGACUUCAGAUUUGAUUUGAAUUUAUAUUAUUGGGCGUGUGCCAACUGGCCAUAUUUGGAUAAAUGCAGUAGUAUUAGUUAAGAGAGUGUUAGGUGUUGUGUAUCAUAAAAUAAAGGCAGCAUUAUGAUGGAUCUAUUUUUUUCUACAAUUUUAUGCUUCAUGACAUUUAAUAUAAUUGUGAUAACACUUUCUGUCCUUGUCUCACUGUUCAAAAUGCUCAAUUUAUAAAUGAUUUUUAUGCACCCCCAUUGAAAUGUGGUCAUAUGUUGUCAUUACCCCAGUCUGUUGGUCAGUUAUCCACAAGCUCUAUAGCCUAGAGUUACCACCUGAUUGAUUUGAGGGAGUUGGAUGGCCAAAUGGUUAGCAUGUGCGGGCUAUAUCGUAAGGUCUGUCAUUGAGUCAACUGGCGGAGUUUCAAUUCCCCGGUUGUACGUGACAAGGAGAAAGGUUACCUGUCCAACCUCGUGGGGUUUUUCCGGGUCCUCCGGUUUCCUCCCACUACUGAAGACCCCUACGCGAUGAAGAGGCCUAUUUAUAAUAUGAUCACUUAGAAACAUCUUAAUUGGAAAUUCAAAAAAGGUGUUGUGUUCACAAGAUGAAGAAUCCAAUUUAUUUUCAAAAAUUUCCGAUAACUGGAACACUCCGCUAAAGUUAUCUGAUUAGUUAUCUGAUUAUCGGUACAUGUUUUGUUUAUGUUAAAUCUAUGAAGAACUAGAAGUCUAUCAAACUUCAACUAUUUGUGAUAAUUACUUCAUGGGUUGCUGUCCUUGUUUAGGUUUUAGUGUAAGUAUCCUAUUACCUACAAAGGAUAAAAAUGUGACAGCCUUAUGACAACUUAGCUGCUUUGGGCAAAUGGUUUGAUGUCUGGCAUUCUAUCUUUGUGAUUAAACAUCAACGCACACAAUUUUCCAAACACAUAAUCAACCAUGAGGACUGAGGACGUUUCAAAAUUCAUUAUUCAUAUUUUGAACAAUUUAUGGUUGAAUCAUGUGAUUCUUUAAUUCACUCAAAUAUAUAGAUUUUUUUUGAUACAUCACCUUUGUCUGUGCUUUCAGAGGUGAUAGUUCAUGAUUUCUCAGAAAAAGCUUGUGUAUGCUAAGGCCAAUGUUAUCAUAUUGACUUGAAAUGUAUACAUGGCAAUUCUAUUCAAGACCCCAAAACACAUAUUAAUUUUCAUUGAUUUUUGGUACAUGUUAUGAUUAUGUUAGCGUACACAAUCUUCAUUAUUUCUGAUAAUUGCUUCACUGGAUGUUGUUCUUGACAAGUUUUUUAUACGCCCACAUGUGGACGUAUAUUGUCGUCGCCCCUGUCCGUCCAUCCGUCUGUCCGGACGUCCAUAAUUCUUUGUGAACAGUCUACAGGUCAAAAUUUUUAUCCGAUUUCAAUGGAACUUGAAUUAUAGGUUUAUCACCCUUAGAUCUCGGUUCCUUUUGAUAUUGGCAUGUAUCAGACUGUAACUUCAUGGUUGUACGAAAAAUCACGUUUUUAGCUUGUGAACACUGUAGAGGUCACAAUUUUUAUCCGAUUUAGUUUAAACUUGAAAUGAAUGAUUAUAACCCAAAGAUCUUGGUUCCUUUCGAUAUUCGCGCAUAUCGGAACCUAACUUCCUGAAUUAUGGCCCCUGAUUGUACGAAAAAUCGCGUUUUAUCUUGUGGACCCUAUAGAGGUAAUAAUUUUCAUCCAAUUUAAAAAAACAUAUUAUAUCACCGUUUAACCCUAAGGACGGCUGAGUUCGAAUUUCUUGAAAAUCACCCCAAAAAUGACAGACAAAAUGGCCGCCGUUCGUUCUCAAAUAGCGUAAAAAUAUGGUAUAUCAAGGUUGUGGGCCCUAUAGAGGUCACAAUUUUUAUCCGAUUUUGUUGAAACUUGAAAUGUAAGUUUAUAACACAAAGAUCUCAGUUCCUUUCGAUAUUCGCGCAUAUCGAAUUGUAAUUUCCUGAAUUGUGGCCCUUGAUUGUAGGAAAAAUCACUUUCUUGUUAGCUUGUUCUCUAUCCAUCUCUCGAAAAUGUGGGCGUAUCCUGCCUGGCAGCCGCUGGUUGUUUCUUGUAAAAGAAUGACAAUGUGACAGCCUUUAUGGACAGCACAGACAACUUAGCUGCUGUUAUAAUAUGUGUUAAUUCCUAUCAAUCUAUGUUAUAUUCUAUGCAUUGGCUAAUGAAGAUGGGCAUACACCAGUGUGCUAUAAGGGAAAUUUUGCCCAUACAGCAACACUACAGCCUACUCUUAUAUCAAAUUCAAACUGCCAAGGGAUGAUUGACGUGCACGCCUAUGUGUACACAGGACCUCGUUUUUUUCGUCCCAUCCAAAUGACUAUACGUCCCUUACCAGGCCCUCUGUCCCACCCUACUGACAAGGGGGAAAAAGCCGGAAAAUGAAGGGAUCGAACACUGGACCUCCAGAUUAGCGAUCCAACGUCUUACUCACUUAGCCACCUUAUAUAAUAUGUACAGGACGAUUUGUUUAUUAUUUUAGGCUUUUGCUGUGGCUUAAUGAAUUUUAUUUUAUUUAUGCUAGAAUUAUUAAUGUAAACAUUUAUUUCUAUGAUUUUGGGAAAAUUGUCCCUUGUUUAUAUUAUUUUAUAGGUUUUAGUAAAUAUUUAUCAAAAUAUAUAUUGCAUGUGUUAUUAUAUAAUUUUUAAUCUUAUGACAUUUUGUUUUCCUAGAUAAAUUCCCUUAAAAUAGUUUUAUUAGUCAAUGUCACUGUGACAACCUUAUGUAAACAAAUUAGCCUUCCGAGAUAUUGCCCCGGGCCCUUAUUCACGAAAACUUAAACUAAGUUACAACCGAAAUUUUAAGAAAUACUGCAACUUCAUUGGAUAUAUGCAAAUUGAUUUUACUGGUCAGCCAAUCGAAUUGCAGUAUUUGUUAAAAUUUCGAUUGUAUCUUCUUAGUUUAAGUUUUCUUGAAUAAGGGCCCCGCUGGGGAAGGCAACAAUAGAUCAUUGAAAUGACAUUGUAAACCAAAAAAUUACCAGUAAGGAAAUCAGAAUGAUAACAUUUGCCAUAGCUCAAAGUAUUUAUGUAAUAUUGGAAAGUGAAGAUUAAUGUUGUUUAUUUUUCAGUUUAUAAGUGCUAUUUUAAAAAAUAUGAUUUGGGUAAACUACUACAAAUUACACAACCUUUCAUUAUCAAGACCGCUUUUUCAGUGCCAUGUAUAUCAAUAUAUAUUUUUCUUUGUAUUAAAUGUAUAUUAACUUUGUUUACCAUAUGUAUAUUUUGUUUAUCUCUGCUGUUUGUAGUGUCCUGUGGCACAUUUUACCAAGCCUAGGUUAAUUUAUGUACAAGUAGGUUGUAUAUUUUAUGAAAUGUUCAAUUUACAUGUACGUAAGUCUUACUUGUGCUUUGUGCGACAGGUCAAAAGGAAUGUAUUAUACCUGUAUAUAUGUGUAUUUUAUAUAAAGGAUAAAUCUCA